Molecule: messenger RNA, 3662 nt
Organism: Pelobates fuscus (common spadefoot toad)
Lineage: Eukaryota; Metazoa; Chordata; Amphibia; Anura; Pelobatidae
Product: zinc finger protein 850-like
Exons: 2
Coding region: 175-3660 (1161 amino acids)
Biological process (GO): regulation of transcription by RNA polymerase II
Cellular component (GO): nucleoplasm
Molecular function (GO): DNA-binding transcription repressor activity, RNA polymerase II-specific; RNA polymerase II cis-regulatory region sequence-specific DNA binding
Source: RefSeq, a predicted model, not a curated record
AAAGUUUUUCUCACUGUAUAAUUUUUGUGUGUGGUUUCUCUAGAUGGAGCCUCUUUAUUCUGAAGACUGAGGGAAUCCAAUUCCAAAUAUAUCUCCGAUGUGUGUUAGCAGACGUUACUCUGAAGGACUUGAGUAGAACAGAAACACUAAGCAAACUAUGAAGAUUUUUUUAUUAUGAACAAGGAUUCCAACUCUCAAAAAUCAAGCAAUUGCUCAGAAUCCUAUAUGUUCUUAAAGGAGAUGGUAAACAUGAACCCAAAACCAUUCUUGUGUUCUGUAUGUGAAAAAUGCUUUCGCUUUCACUCAGAGCUUGUUCAGCAUCAGAGAACUCACACAAGAGAGAAACCUUUCUCAUGUUCUGAAUGUGGGAAAUGUUUUUCCACUAAAUCAGAGCUUGUCCAGCAUCAGAGAACUCACACAAGAGAGAAACCGUUCUCAUGUUCUGAAUGUGGGAAAUGUUUUUUAACUAAAUAUUAUCUUGUUCAGCAUCAGAGAACUCACACGGGAAAGAAACCUUUUUCAUGUUCUGAAUGUGGAAAAUGUUUUUACACUAAAGCACUGCUGGUUAGUCAUCAGAGAACCCACACAGGCGAGAAACCUUUCUCAUGUUCUGAAUGUGGAAAAUGUUUUUUAAUUAAAUAUUAUCUUGUUCAGCAUCAGAGAACUCACACGGGAGAGAAACCGUUCUCAUGUUCUGAAUGUGGGAAAUGUUUUUUAACAAAAUAUUAUCUUGUUAAGCAUCAGAGAACUCACACGGGAGAGAAACCGUUCUCAUGUUCUGAAUGUGGGAAAUGUUUUUUAACUAAAGAUUAUCUUGUUCAGCAUCAGAGAACUCACACGGGAGAGAAACCUUUCUCAUGUUCUGAAUGUGGAAAAUGUUUUUACACUAAAUCAUAUCUUGUCCGACAUCAGAGAACUCACACAGGAGAGAAACCUUUCUCAUGUUCUGAAUGUGGAAAAUGUUUUUCCACUAAAGCAGAGCUGGUUAGUCAUCAGAGAACUCACACAGGAGAGAAACCUUUCUCAUGUUCUGAAUGUGGGAAAUGUUUUUUCACUAAAUCAGAGCUUGUUCAGCAUCAGAGAACUCACACAAGAGAGAAAACUUUCUCAUGUUCUGAAUGUGGAAAAUGUUUUUCCACUAAAGCAGAGCUGGUUAGACAUCAGAGAACUCACACAGGAGAGAAACCUUUCUCAUGUUCUGAAUGUCGGAAAUGUUUUUCCACUAAAUUAAAUCUUGUCCAGCAUCAUAGAACUCACACAGGAGAGAAACCUUUUUCAUGUUCUGAAUGUGGAAAAUGUUUUUCCACUAAAGCACUGCUGGUUAGUCAUCAGAGAACUCACACAGGAGAGAAACCUUUCUCAUGUUCUGAAUGUGGAAAAUGUUUUUCCACUAAAGCAGAGCUGGUUAGACAUCAGAGAAAUCACACAGGAGAGAAACCUUUCUCAUGUUCUGAAUGUGGAAAAUGUUUUUCCACUAAAACAGAGCUGGUUAGUCAUCAGAGAACUCACACAGGAGAGAAACCUUUCUCAUGUUCUGAAUGUGGAAAAUGUUUUUCCACUAAAUCAUAUCUUGUCUGGCAUCAGAGAAUUCACACAGGACAGAAACCUUUUUCAUGUUCUGAAUGUGGGAAAUGUGUAUCUACUAAAUCAGAGCUUCUUCAGCAUCAGAGAACUCACACGGGAGAGAAACCUUUCUCAUGUUCUGAAUGUGGAAAAUGUUUUUACACUAAAUCAUAUCUUGUCCGACAUCAGAGAACUCACACAGGAGAGAAACCUUUCUCAUGUUCUGAAUGUGGAAAAUGUUUUUCCACUAAAGCAGAGCUGGUUAGUCAUCAGAGAACUCACACAGGAGAGAAACCUUUCUCAUGUUCUGAAUGUGGGAAAUGUUUUUUCACUAAAUCAGAGCUUGUUCAGCAUCAGAGAACUCACACAAGAGAGAAAACUUUCUCAUGUUCUGAAUGUGGAAAAUGUUUUUCCACUAAAGCAGAGCUGGUUAGACAUCAGAGAACUCACACAGGAGAGAAACCUUUCUCAUGUUCUGAAUGUCGGAAAUGUUUUUCCACUAAAUUAAAUCUUGUCCAGCAUCAUAGAACUCACACAGGAGAGAAACCUUUUUCAUGUUCUGAAUGUGGAAAAUGUUUUUCCACUAAAGCACUGCUGGUUAGUCAUCAGAGAACUCACACAGGAGAGAAACCUUUCUCAUGUUCUGAAUGUGGAAAAUGUUUUUCCACUAAAGCAGAGCUGGUUAGACAUCAGAGAAAUCACACAGGAGAGAAACCUUUCUCAUGUUCUGAAUGUGGAAAAUGUUUUUCCACUAAAACAGAGCUGGUUAGUCAUCAGAGAACUCACACAGGAGAGAAACCUUUCUCAUGUUCUGAAUGUGGAAAAUGUUUUUCCACUAAAUCAUAUCUUGUCUGGCAUCAGAGAAUUCACACAGGACAGAAACCUUUUUCAUGUUCUGAAUGUGGGAAAUGUGUAUCUACUAAAUCAGAGCUUCUUCAGCAUCAGAGAACUCACACGGGAGAGAAACCUUUCUCAUGUUCUGAAUGUGGAAAAUGUUUAUCCACUAAAUCACGUCUUGUUCGGCAUCAGAGAACUCACACAGGAGAGAAACCUUUCUCAUGUUCUGAAUGUGGAAAAUGUUUUUCCUCUAAAUUAAAUCUUGUUCAGCAUCAGACAACUCAUACAGGAGAGAAACCUUUCUUAUGUUCUGAAUGUGGGAAAUGUUUUUUAACUAAAUAUUAUCUUGUUAAGCAUCAGAGAACUCAUACAGGAGAGAAACCUUUCUCAUGUUCUGAAUGUGGAAAAUGUUUUUCCUCUAAAUUAAAUCUUGUUCAGCAUCAGACAACUCAUACAGGAGAGAAACAUUUCUCAUGUUCUGAAUGUGGGAAAUGUUUUUCCACUAAAUCAUAUCUUGUCCAGCAUCAGAGAACUCACACCGGAGAGAAACCUUUCUCAUGUACUGAAUGUGGGAAAUGUUUUUACACUAAAUCAUAUCUUGUCCAGCAUCAGAGAACUCACACGGGAGAGAAGCCAUUCUCAUGUUCUGAAUGUGGGAAAUGUUUUUACACUAAAUCACGUCUUGUCCAGCAUCAGAGAACUCACACGGGGGAGAAACCUUUCUCAUGUUCUGAAUGUGGGAAAUGUUUUUCCACUAAAUCAGAUCUUGUUCAGCAUCAGAGAACUCACACGGGAGAGAAACCUUUUUCAUGUUCUGAAUGUGGGAAAUGUUUUUUCACUAAAUCAGAGCUUGUUCAGCAUCAGAGAACUCACACAGGAGAGCAACCUUUCUCAUGUUCUGAAUGUGGAAAAUGUUUUUACACUAAAUCAUAUCUUGUCCGGCAUCAGAGAACUCACACAGGAGAGAAACCUUUCUUAUGUUCUGAAUGUGGGAAAUGUGUAUCCACUAAAUCAGUGCUUGUUCAGCAUCAGAGAACUCACACAGGAGAGAAACCUUUCUCAUGUUCUGAAUGUGGAAAAUGUUUAUCCACUAAAUCAUGUCUUGUUCAGCAUCAGAGAACUCACACAGGAGAGAAACCUUUUUCAUGUUCUGAAUGUGGAAAAUGUUUUUCCACUAAAUCAAAUCUCAUUCAGCAUCAGAGAACUCACCAGAGAGAAACCUUUCUCAUGUUCUUGAAUGUGGGAAAGGUUUUUAACUAAAU